This is a messenger RNA of Penicillium odoratum, 1158 nucleotides long. Its product is annotated as putative sarcosine oxidase. NCBI's taxonomy places the organism in Eukaryota, Fungi, Ascomycota, Eurotiomycetes, Eurotiales, Aspergillaceae. The transcript has a single exon. The record is from RefSeq and is a predicted model, not a curated record. Gene Ontology annotation, molecular function: flavin adenine dinucleotide binding; sarcosine oxidase activity. The coding region runs from base 1 to 1158 and encodes 385 amino acids.
AUGCAACAAGAAAUGGAACAAUUUGACGUCGCUGUCGUUGGACUUGGCGUCCUUGGAAGUGGUGCGGCCUACUAUGCUGCCCAGAAAGGUGCAAAAGUGAUUGGAUUUGAGCAGUUCGAGCUCGGUCAUGUCCGAGGAGCUUCUCAUGACACUUCACGCAUUGUCCGAACUUCAAAUUUUGCACCCGAAUACGUCGCCCUCGCCAAAUCAGCCUAUAAGGACUGGGCCGAGCUUGAAAAUGUGACCGGAUACAAGAUGUUAACGACGACUGGGGGUGUGGUAUUCUUUGCACCAGAUUCACCUACCCCGGCAAGUGAUUUCACGAGAAGCCUCGACAUUCAAAACGUCCCCUAUGAAACACUUGAUGCGCAAGAGGUAAAGAAACGAUGGCCCCAGUUCGACAUUGCUGAUAACGUCACUACUGUAUUCACGGCCGACUCGGGGAUCGCUCACGCCGCGAAGACUGUCAGCACUUUGCAAACGUUGGCACGGUCCCAGGGUGCCAUUCUGAAAGAUAAUACGCCUGUGCACCGCGUUACUCCCCAGGCCUCUGGUGGUGUUGUGAUUGAGACGCCAAAGGGACGAUUCUGGGCCAAGAAAGUGAUUCUCACCACAGAUGCAUGGAUCAACAAACUCCUUGCGCCUCUCUCGGUGCAUAUCCCAGUUUCGGUCAUGCAGGAGCAGAUCACGUAUUAUAAACCUACCGACCCCUCUGCCUUCGAGACUGAUAAGCUCCCUGUAUGGAUCUGGAUGGGGGCCCAUUGUUUUUAUGGAUUCCCGAGCUACGGCGAGCCAACUAUCAAAGCGGGUCGCGAUACCUCGAACAACUUCAUGACCCCCGAAGAGCGAACAUUCGUUCACUCGCCACAGCUGCUGGACCAGCUCACGUCUUUCAUGAAUAGCUUCAUGCCGGACAAGGAACGCACUCCACUUCGCACGGUGACUUGCCAGUAUACGAUCACCCCUGAUCGGCAGUUUAUCAUCAGUCCGCUCGAAAGAUACUCGGACAUCAUUGUUGGCUUGGGUGCGGCUCAUGCUUUCAAAUUUGCGCCUGCAUUUGGCCGCGUUCUGGCAGAGUUGGCGGUCGAUGGCCGAACUAAUGAGGAUAUCUCGAAAUGGGGGAUACCUGCGGUUGCAACUCUCAACAGCAAGCUCUGA